Scutellospora calospora is the source of this 2003-nucleotide messenger RNA. Lineage: Eukaryota; Fungi; Glomeromycota; Glomeromycetes; Diversisporales; Gigasporaceae. The record is from the annotation of a GenBank genome assembly.
AUGGACGAGAGUUCUUCACGGCGUAGUAGUACUCAAUCAACCGCAACAAAAACAUCAAGAGGAACUGACAUACAACACCAACAUCGUAUUACUAGAGCUACAGCUCGAAAUAAUCAAGAAGCUAAUCUGGUAGUUAACGAAAACAUACCACAACAAUUAAGGUAUUAUUUUCGAAGAAGAGAAAUAAAUAUGGAUAUUCAACCGGAACCGAUGGACAUUGAUGAGCCAGCUGUAUUGGAAAUUUCAGAUAAUACGGUUAGAGAUGACACAAAUAUGAUGAAUAUGGACCAUCCUGAUGCAGGGUUGAACUCUGAUGGUAACGACAUUGAAAGUGAAAUUAUUAAUCAUAAUGCUGAAAUAGAGCAUGAUACAGAUAGUGAUGAUGAGAGCAUUCAACAUCACGAUAUCAUUACGAACGAAGUACGAGAAGAAAUUGUAAAUCAAAGAAUUUCUCUUCCCGAUGAUGUAAGGGAUGCACUUUUAGCUAUUGCACGAACAAAAGCAAACAGUGAUCAGUUGGGUCGGCUUGCAAAUCACUUUUUAUCUGACAGUAAUCCACUUACAAAUUGGAACCUUACAUUACUUGUUCAUAAACUGGCAGAAAUAAUUAAAAAGGAGAGUGUUACUGGAGGAAUACCACCAGAAUUCAUGUUUUCAGGAGCGGGUGAUAUGGAUCCACUUGUUAUGCAGAGCUUAAUUGAUUCAGCUAUAUUUUCGAAUGAUCCAGCCGAUUCAAACGUAAUAACGAUGGCAAGCAGAUGUCUAAGCAAUUUAGUAACGAAAUUGGGAAGAAAUGCAGAACCUAUGAUUGGACCAGCUAUAAAUGAAAAAGUAGUACCUCUUUUAUGUGAUAUUUUAACAGAGGGACCUCAAACAAAUGACUCAGAACAUUUGAAAGCUAUUAUUAUAGCGUUAUAUCAAUUUUCAAAACCCUAUCGAAUUAAUUGUUCACGUUACAUAGUUAACCGACGUGUACUUCCUCAUAUAUUUGGGUCCAUUCUCCCAUUUUUUGCCGACGGAGAUCGUCUUCUUCCUUUAAAACUAUUAGCUAAUUGUUGUCAAAAUGCACCACGAGAUUGUUACAAAAUAUUGAUGGACGAAAUUAUUAAUGGAGAUGACUUUAAAUGUUUAUUUGCCGAUUAUGAACCACCAUAUGUUGUUCGUCGGUGCUCUUUGGUUAUUUCGUACAUGACAUCACUUUAUCCGGAUGAUUUGAAUUCAUUUAGAAUAUUUAGCAAUGAUAAUGUAAUAAGACUUAUGGUUGAAAAUGUCAAUGUUUUUAGUGAUGAAAACUCUAAUAAACCUGACGAUGAUUUAAACGAAGAUGAAUGCAAAUUACAUAUCUGGAAAAUGUUUACUACUUUAACCACAAAGUCACCAGUCAACCUUGCAAGGAUUUUUCAGCAUGGUAUUGUGAGAGCUCUAUAUGAAACCUUAACUCAUACACCUGCACCAUUCUUUGAUCAUCGAGACACAACUAAAAUGAUGGUGGAAAAAGUUCAAAAAAAUCAGAGAAAUGCGAAAUCAAGGUUAGAAUCGUAUAAUCUUUGCAAAUGUAUCUUCAAUUUUAUAUUGAGGCUGUUUCCAUCACUUCCACGAACUGGGAUUGAAAAAGUUGAUAUUGAUGAUAUGAGUGUCGACCAUGAAGACAGUCCUCCCGCUUUUAUGUCUGAAGAACAAACGAAAGCUUUCGCGUGUCUUAUAUUACCAGCGUUGAUUCAAGCCUAUUAUUCAACUAAUAUAUCUACAGAGGCUAAAACUUGGGAAAUAAGAGCGAUGAUUAUUGAUUGUGUCGUGGUUUUUAUUCAUUAUCUUGACAACGAAUUGAUUCAUGACAUUUUGGAGCAAGCAGAAAUUCAAGAUUUUUUGGAGACAGUUUUCAAAGCUACAUAUUAUGUCUCCAAUGUUAACGAUAGUCAUGUAAAGCACGUAUUUAAGCAAGGAAUGGAAAUUGUAGCACAAUGUCUUGAUAGUUGGGGCGAAACCUUUGAAAAAAAAUUUGC